AUAGCCCUCGGCCCCUUGAACAUCACCACAGAAGUCCCUCCGUCCGGGAAACAUUGAGGAAUUCCUCGGAAGAGUUUUGGGGAUUUCUGCCGGUUUGAUUUUGUUUUGUGAAAAAAAUGUUGUGAAGGAUUUUUGGAGGAGUUUGUGGGAAUUCCGGCGGAGGGAGGGACGAACACGUGUGCUUCUCUUCCGAGUCCUCAUGCCAACCGGCAGACGCUACGCGGUGCUACACUGUCUGGUGUCAACAACCUCAAGCAUCACCUAAAGGUCACCACCGCCGAAAGGAAUGCCUCACCUGUAACCAUGAACUUCGACAAUACGUCAACUUUCCUAGACCACCACAACAUCACCAAUGAUACCUGCGGUGCAACAGUUCCAAUCGUCGGAAUCGUCAAUCAAGUUCUCUAUUCAAUUGUCUGCAUCGUUGGACUUCUUGGCAACACUCUGGUCAUCUAUGUUGUCCUUCGGUUCUCGAAAAUGCAGACUGUCACGAAUAUGUACAUAGUGAACCUGGCGAUAGCAGAUGAAUGUUUCCUCAUUGGAAUACCGUUUCUGGUGACGACGAUGAGCUUGGGAUACUGGCCCUUCGGAAAGAUCAUGUGCAAGGCGUACAUGACAACGACUUCGAUAAACCAAUUUACAAGCAGCAUAUUUUUGUUUAUCAUGUCAGCUGAUCGUUACAUAGCCGUUUGCCAUCCCAUAUCAUCGCCGAAGAUGCGAACGCCGUUCAUAUCCAAGAUAGUGUCGUUGAGUGCAUGGGCAACAUCAGCACUCUUCAUGGUUCCGGUGUUUCUGUAUGCAAAUACAGGAGAGAGCCAGAAUGGAAUGAGUUGUAAUAUCUUUUGGCCGGAUGAUCAUGGUGGUCAGACGACGUUUACUCUGUACUCAUUCGUCCUGGGAUUUGCGAUACCCUUGACCCUGAUACUGAUCUUCUACUUCUUGGUCAUCAGAAAACUGCAGACAGUCGGACCGAAGAACAAAUCGAAGGAGAAGAAGCGAUCGCAUCGGAAGGUGACCAAGUUGGUGUUGACUGUCAUCACGGUUUAUGUUCUCUGUUGGCUGCCAUACUGGAUCACUCAGGUUGCGCUGAUCUACACACCUCCCAAACAGUGUCAAUCGCGGAUUGGGAUCACAGCUUUCCUUCUUGCGGGGUUUUUAAGCUACUCUAACAGCGCAAUGAAUCCGAUAUUGUACGCUUUCCUCAGUGACAAUUUCAAAAAGAGCUUUCUCAAGGCUUGCACCUGCGCGGCUGGCAAGGAUGUCAAUGCAACACUUCAUAUUGAGAACAGUGUUUUUCCAAAGAAGGGUAAAGCGAGCGCUGAGAGACUGCAGUCCAAUAAAAUGGUUACCUCGGGAACAUCCAGAGGUGAAAUCGAGGAUGAGGAGGGAGAGAGGGGACUUCUGAUCAGUAAAACAUCUACCACUACCAUCACCAUGACAUCUAGGUCAAAUAUUACGAUUACGAGUGAUAAUAAGGAGAAGGAGAGUGCCAAGAAUGGCAACCAGGGAACAUUGUUGACGCAGGUCUAGGGCAUAUCAGGGAAUCUACGUUUCGUCAUUCUUUGAGGGAUCAUUGGAGAUGAGAAAAACGUCAAAGUGUAAAUAUGAACAAGGAAUCAGUUCGGCUCAGAAAAAUCUACGUUUCAUGCUGAACGGAUUUCCUUAUCUAUCAUCCCUAAUGCGAAUGUCUCGUGUUUCAGAAAAUGUUCGCUUCGAAGCUCCGGGUGAUCUUCAUGAAUAAUGUAUCAGAUGCAAUCAAAUUUGAAUAAUGGGAAAUAAUCUCCAUAGGCUAUUCCAAGUAGUUCAUUCAAGAGGACCAAUCGUCUUCAUCAGUGAUCACUUUCACCGUCUCCAGUGCUCGCCUCAGAAAAUUAAUAUAAGUAUCAAAUUGUGGAAUUCUCUCCGAUAUUACUUCCACUGUUGAUAUGACAUUCUGAAUGACAAGUUGACAACGGUCCCCGUCAAUUUAGCAAUGUGCGGAUGAACGAAGUAUUCUAUGGCAUUUUCACACCCUGCGGGCAUACGUCAUCUC
This is a messenger RNA of Diachasma alloeum, 2032 nucleotides long. Its product is annotated as somatostatin receptor type 2. Bases 304 to 1530 code for a protein of 408 amino acids. Gene Ontology annotation, molecular function: somatostatin receptor activity; peptide binding. The transcript has 2 exons. Gene Ontology annotation, biological process: G protein-coupled receptor signaling pathway. Gene Ontology annotation, cellular component: neuron projection; membrane. NCBI's taxonomy places the organism in Eukaryota, Metazoa, Arthropoda, Insecta, Hymenoptera, Braconidae. The record is from RefSeq and is a predicted model, not a curated record.